UUCAGCGCAAAAUUUCAAUUGGUUGCUUUUAUGCAUGUUUCAUCAAUAAUAUGCGAUAUGCAACGAGUUGCGGUAUCUACUUGAAGAAUUGAUGAGUGGUUAAGAUUUAUCGCUAUACUGGCAUUAUUUAAGCUCAUGGUGAUUAAGAAAGAAAUAUAGUGCUACUCACUGGCGAAGAGUUUGCUAUCCUAUCGAUGACCAAUAUCACCUACGAUGUCUGAACCCACGAGAGCUCGACUUGCGUCUAAUGUAAUCUCAUGUCUCACCAGUAGCAGCAAAUUCUAAUGACAUAAGUAUGCUAACUUAUGAACACACUGUAUACACACGUGUACACGCUCACAUGAUAGGCUGGUUAUACGGGUUUAUACAUGCUUAGAAAGCAGGUGUUUAUAGCAAAUAUAAAUUUAUAAUUGAACAUUUUUAGUAGCAGAUAAAGGUUAUGUUUAAUACUAAUUAUAGCAAUCAACUGUCGAACGGACCCAUGCUCUCUUAAUUUUAUUAAAUAUUUGAUUGGAGAUUUACCCCAUAUUACAUUUCACUUAGAUGCGACGGUGGCCCUCCUUAGGUCGGGAGGAUAGCAGGCGGAACCAGAGGGAAGUAUUAAUAUAUCACACCCACACACCCACACAGUUUUGUGGCAUAUACCAUGCUCCAAAUGGCGUUUGUUCAAAUCCUACCGCAGUCAAACAUGAAGCUGAUGGGAUGAGAGUGCAAUAUACCAAGGGAGAUAAUCUUGUACCUGCUUUCUUUCAAUAACCGUGACAAGGGUGUUCCAUGUUUUAACAAUACAUUUGGAAAUUUUCAUUUAAUGACGAGAUCCCAAUAUUACUGAUUUUAGCGCAUCAAACUUUACUAUGAAGUUCUUUAGGCUCGUUAAGGUUGACAUUAUUGAUAACCUUGUUUUGUGUUUUGGAAUGGGGGAGAGGUGAACAGAGGGGGUUGCAUGGUUCAGCCGGAACAGCCAUAAGAGCCGUGACGUCAAAGGCUAAGGGUUACAGUGCGAGAAGAAAGAUGGCGGACCUCGGCCCGAGCUGGAACUUAAGACAAUUUUUGAGUUCCUUUGCUGCCUUGUUGUUCAUUCCUGGCCCAGCACUGAGUUUAAUCUGCUACUGCAACCCAUGUCAUGAGACACAUGUCAAUAGCACAUGUGUGGCCAAACCACUUAGCAAAUGUUUUACUGCUAUAGAAGUUACCGAGGAGAACGGCCAGAAAGUGGAUAUCUGGACAUUUGGCUGUUUACCACCUGAUGAAAGUACAUUGUUACAGUGUAAAGGGGACAGAGUACCCCAUGAAAAACCUCAAACCAUAGAAUGUUGUGAUGAUGCGGAUCAGUGUAAUCUGGACCUUCAGCCUACCUUUCUUGAACGAGCCACUACACUUUCACCAGGCUAUGUCCCACGUACUUAUGAUGGUUAUGAUGAAAGCAUUACGCAGAUUGCCCUGCUCGUCUCUGUCACACUAUGCCUCGUCAUUCUAAUUUCAACCCUCAUCUUUGUUUACCUUCGGUACAAGAGGAGGGAAAUGCGCAGGCAGCAGUAUCUGGAAGAAGCUGAGCAUUGUGAUACAUUCAUCGCAGCAGAUGAGACGCUUAAGCACUUGAUUGAUGCAUCACAGUCCUCAGGCAGUGGAUCAGGCCUGCCCCUGCUGGUUCAGCGCACAAUAGCAAAGCAGAUUCGUCUGGUGAAGAGUAUCGGGAAGGGUCGUUAUGGAGAGGUGUGGAAGGGGAAAUGGCGAGGAGAGAAUGUUGCAGUGAAGGUCUUCUUUACAACAGAAGAGGCCAGUUGGUUUCGGGAAACCGAGAUAUACCAGACUGUACUACUGCGACAUGACAACAUUCUAGGGUUCAUUGCAGCUGAUAUUAAAGGGACAGGUUCCUGGACCCAACUCUUCUUAAUAACUGAUUACCAUGAGAAUGGCUCACUCUAUGACUAUCUCCAGUGUCAUACAAUCAACGCCUCAGAGAUGAUGGAACUCUCUCACUCAGCUAUAUGUGGACUGUCCCAUCUACAUACUGAAAUCUUUGGGACAAGAGGUAAACCUGCUAUUGCACAUCGAGAUAUAAAAAGUAAAAACAUACUGGUGAAGAAGAAUGGAAGCUGUUGUAUUGCAGAUUUGGGCUUAGCUGUGAAGUAUGUAAGUGAAUCCAAUGAAGUAGACAUUGCUCCGAACACUAGGCAGGGAACAAAGCGGUACAUGUCACCUGAGAUCCUGGAGGAGACCAUCAACCCCACCCACUUUGAUGCUUACAAGCAGGGAGACAUGUACUCAUUUGGACUUGUCAUGUGGGAGAUUGCCAGGCGAUGUGUCACUUCAGGGAUUGUUGAAGAGCCGGAGGUUCCAUACUAUGACUGUUUGGCCAUGGAUCCUAGUUUUGAUGAGGUGAAAAAGGUCGUCAGUCAUGAUCGAAGACGGCCAGCAAUACCCAACAGGUGGAGUGGCGAUGAAACUCUAAAGGUCAUGUCCAAAGUGAUGACAGAGUGCUGGACGCAUCACCCAGCAGCCAGGCUUACAUCUUUACGGGUCAAGAAAACACUAGGUAAAAUGCAAGAGACAUUGGAGAAUAACUUGAAAAUAUGAAGAUAGGACUUAAAAUGACAGAAGGGUAGUGCUAUGAAAGAGUGGCCUGUCAGCGGCCAGUGACCCUCUGUUUCUGGGUAAGUGUGCUCAGGUGUGGAGGAAAUCAGACUAUUAACAGGCUGAUCACACAGAGUUGAGCAACUCAACAGUCCACCCAGGUUAGCACCUCAGACAAGGGAUGCUAAUGCCAAUAUAGCCUUUAUUGUCCAGCACUGAAGCAAGGCCAUCUUAUGGGACUUCAAGUAGUGCUAAACUGUUGUGGCAGGGCUGCAAGGGGCAUAUCUUUCAGACAAAUCCAAGAGAAGAAGUGCUGAGGAGAAUGACAAACGUUCAAUCAAGUUGAACCUGUCAGUCAUUCAAAGUUUAUUAUCCUGAUGUCAGUGGACUGUUUACCACUUGUUUUCGUGUAGAGCUAUGAAAGAAAACCAGCCUUCUAUGUCCAUCUGGCCAGGUACAUGUGCUGCAAGAGAACAAACUCAUAUCUGCAACAAAUCUGAGACUCUCUCACCCGAAACAGCCAUCGGCACAGUGGUUUUAUCAUGAAAUGACAGUAUGUUAAAAUGAUGUAUUUUACUUGUGAUAUAAUCAACAUUUACGAAGCCAACUUCUCUUCUUAUGUCCUAAUUAGUGCUGGGUAUUUUUCAGUAGUGUUGCACUACAUGUACUUCUUAAACUUGUGUGUUGUGCUGUCAGAUUAAAGAGGGUCGGGAGUGUAUCUUACAUAGAGGUGACUUAGUGCAAGUCACCCCAUUACAUGUACUGAUAAAGCUGUGCCGUUGUCGUGGAGAAUUGCUAUGAGCUUACAGUGUUGUCCUGUUUUAUACACGAUGCCAUGAUUGUUUGUUAAAUACCUGGUCACAUGGAUGUGAUUAAAAGGAUGUAUAUGUGAUGCUCCAAGUGAUGCAGUUGUUGGAGAAACAGUGUGAAGAUUGUAGAGUGUGUGGUUGUUUGCAAGGGAUUCUAGUGAUUGUUAAUUAAUCAAAAUUGGUGCAAUUGCGUGGAAUGAUGCAUAUGUUUCAUAGCUAUGAUAAGUGUGAUAGAUAAGCGUUAUUGUUAAUGUUACAUGUGAUUUUUAGGUAAACCAUUUUAUUGUUAGAUGAAUUGAUCAGUGAUAUAUUUGAAGUAAGGCAUGCCACAAUCAAGAACUAAUUAGGUAUCAUAUCCCACCCUCCCUUGUAUAUCCUGACACUGUGUUAUUACCCAUAUCUUGUUUUAGUUCUUAAUUCUUUUAACAAGAUACAAGUAUUUAGAGAAUGUACUGUUGCAGUACAUAGUGUUUUUCAAGUAAUGUUCCAAGUUUUUCAAAUAAUGUUCCAAAAUUGUUUUACAUUAUCAUGUAAAUCACAAGAUUUUACUUUCACUGAUCUGGUGAUCUCUACCCUUGCCCUCAGAUGUUUUACAUUGUUUAUCAAAAACUGCCAGCUAUUGUUUUUACGUCUUUAAAGUCUGUAACAUUUCUUUUAUUAACAUUUUAAGUUGUCGCUGUCAAUAAUUCUUAAUGUUUUGUAUAGUUUUUAUACAAGCUAAAUUUGUUGCAUCUGUCAGGGCCAUUUUAUUGCAGCAUUUCAAGUGGUGAAAAUCUUGUGCAAGGGGAGGUAACUGCUGUUUACCAACACUUCAUUCACCUGACUUAGGUACACAUAUACUCUUGUGACCUAAUGCUCAGUUUAUUUAUUCCACUUCAAUAAUUAUCCCACAGAUGGUGUCGCUCAAGUGUGUGUUAUUCAUAUGCUCUUGUAACUCACUCACCAAGUUUUCUUCACAGUCAUCGAAUUUUCAUUGUACAGUUUGUUAUUUAUGGAAGGUUUCUGUAUAUAUUUAGACUGUAUAGGUUUUAGAAUGUACAUGUACUCAUCUCUGCGAUUUGACCUACUGACUUUUUGUACAGGCUAGUUCAUUUAGUAACAUAUUCAUCAUUUAAAGUUUCACAAUAUGCUUGACCUGAGUUGCUCGUUUUCUACGCAAUUCUCGUUUGUUAUCUAUUUUUCUUUUGCUACUCAGAGGUUUUUUUAUUGUUGCAUACCCAAUGAUUUUGUAGACAAUAUUUUGCAAUAAAAUGUGCAUACUGUAUAGUU
This is a messenger RNA of Liolophura sinensis, 4652 nucleotides long. Its product is annotated as bone morphogenetic protein receptor type-1B-like. The transcript has 11 exons. Lineage: Eukaryota; Metazoa; Mollusca; Polyplacophora; Chitonida; Chitonidae. The record is from RefSeq and is a predicted model, not a curated record. Gene Ontology annotation, biological process: protein phosphorylation; cellular response to growth factor stimulus; cell surface receptor protein serine/threonine kinase signaling pathway. Bases 1012 to 2577 code for a protein of 521 amino acids. Gene Ontology annotation, molecular function: transmembrane receptor protein serine/threonine kinase activity; ATP binding. Gene Ontology annotation, cellular component: plasma membrane; signaling receptor complex.